CACCAAGAUCAUGGCUAGAAUAUAUCGCAACCCCGAGAAACCCAUUCUUGAUGUCCCGAAGCUGGACCUCUUGACACUGCUGUUUGAGACCGAACACUCUGUGGCCCAGGACGACACCGUCUUGCAUCAGGAGGCAGCGAACCCGUCGAAUAAGAUCACCAAGAAGGACCUUCUGAACCUCACUCAGCGGAUCGCCCACGGUCUACGGCAUCACUAUGGCGUUGGUGCCAGUGGCCCCAACAAGGAUGUCAUCACGGUAAUCAGCUAUGGCCAACCCUUGGUACCAGCAGCAUUUUAUGGCACCAUCGCUGCUGGCGGAGUGUAUUCUGCCGCCAGUCCUUCGUCCACGGUAGCGGAUCUGGCUCGACAGGUCACCGUCGGUACCAGUCGCCUCAUUAUCUGUGGAUCGGAACACAAAGACGUGGCGACCCAAGCGGCGAAACAGUGCAACCUUCCAUUGGAGAGAGUCCUGGUCCUGGAUUCCAGUCCUUCGUGGAGCCUGACCAGUAUAGAUGGCCGGACCAAUGUCCUCUCCGACCAGACUCUGAAGUGGGAGCGCAUCACAGACCAUGCGGCAUUGAAGAAGAGUCUCAUUGUGAUCCUGUGGUCCUCCGGCACAACCGGCCUCCCCAAGGGCGUCAUGAUCUCCCACGAAAAUCUCGUGCAAGAGGUAGUUGUGACAUCGAUGGCCGGAAGAGAAUGGGCCGCGAAGCAGAUUGAAGCCGGGAAGGAGCUCAAGCCAUAUCGGACUCUUGCUCACCUCCCCAUCAGUCACAUUGCCGGCUUGUUCGGGUAUCUCGUGGCACCCUUCUAUUCUGGCGGGUUGGUUGUGUGGAUGCGCAAGUACGAGUGGAAGCAACUGUUGAAGUACGUGAAAGACUACGAAAUCACCGCCUUAUACACCGUCCCUUCCAUAUAUCUCCGGAUAUCCAAGUCACCCGAGGUGCAGGACCACUUCAAGUCGCUCGAUGCCGCCACAACCGGCGCGGCCCCAAUGGACGGCGAUUUGCAAACGGCUGCAAAUGCGAAACUGGGUCAAGGCGAGACCUUUAUCGGUCAGACGUGGGGUUUGAGCGAGACAACAGGCGCGGUGACAAUGAUGCCACGGGGGCAAAGUGAUACGACGGGCAGCAUUUCUCCGAUCCUCCCCAAUGUGGAACUCAGAAUGGUCGAUGAGAACUACAACGACGUUGAGCCAGGUCAGGAAGGUGAGAUGCUGGUUCGCAGUCCGCUCGUCACGCAAGGCUACUUCAACAACCCUCAAGCCACGAAAGAAGCGUUCCACGACGGCUGGUUCUGCACCGGCGACAUUGGAAUCUUGCGUAAUGGCAAGUUCUAUAUCGUCGACAGAAAGAAGGAGCUCCUCAAAUACAAGGGCCUCCAAGUAGCGCCCGCCGAGAUCGAGAAUUUGCUCUUCACGCACCCCAAGAUCCAAGAAGCCGCCGUCGUCGGCGUCAACAUGCCAGACGACCCCGGCACCGACCUCCCACGGGCGUACGUCGUUGCCGAUCCCUCCGAAAUCAGCGAGGAGGAGAUCAAGGACUUUGUCAAGCAGCGCCUGGCGCCGUACAAGCAGCUGCGUGGAGGCGUGGUCUUUGUCAAGGAACUGCCAAAGAACGCCGUCGGGAAGUAUCUGCGGAGGGAGCUGCGGGACCGGGCGAAGAGGGAGUUGGGACUGGUCAAACAGGCCAAAUUAUGA
Cladophialophora immunda is the source of this 1699-nucleotide messenger RNA. RefSeq lists its product as uncharacterized. Lineage: Eukaryota; Fungi; Ascomycota; Eurotiomycetes; Chaetothyriales; Herpotrichiellaceae. Gene Ontology annotation, biological process: secondary metabolic process. The coding region runs from base 11 to 1699 and encodes 562 amino acids. The transcript is spliced from 4 exons. Gene Ontology annotation, molecular function: CoA-ligase activity. The record is from RefSeq and is a predicted model, not a curated record.